UGAAGGCGGCCGCGGCACUGUCUUGCAUGCUUUCUUACAAUGUACUUUAAUACUGUAUUAAAGUUUGGGGUAAUUCUUUUUUUUUCCAAGGACAAGACUAUACAAGCGACUUACUUUGUGAUGGUUGUCUAUUUUUUGAUUCUGAAACUCAGCUUCUAGUUAUUAAGGGAGGGAGGAAAACAAUAUUAAAAUAAUCUGAUUCAAUUUAUUACUGAACUGAUGGAAUUACAUUGCUGCCAAGAUAUCAACUCAUGUCUAUAGACCCAUCUGUCUCCCUGCCGUCCCCAUUUUUUUCUGGGGAAAAAAGCAAAUUUCUGAAUUCCUCAGGUCUGCAUCAAAUUUACCCUGAUAAAUUUAAGACGAGAGGAGUAAAAAGGGAAGAAAAGCAGUGAAACGGUUCGGGACCUCAUAUGCUGACAGACCCCAUUGUCUGUGGACGUCUACAGUGCAAGUCGUGACAAUGAAGAUGAAAGCGGUGCAUAAAUGGAUAAGCAAAAACAGACCUCCAGUGUAGAACUACUGCUUUGCCUUUAUUUGAAGAAAUUUUCUGGAGCAAUGCUUGCUUUCUACAGCAAGGAAAUGAAUCCAAAUGCAGAAGAAAUCAGAAACUCCUAGGAGGGACCACUUUGAAAUUAAAUUGGACAACGUGGAUAAUAAGCAGAAGAAUACUCUGAAAGAAGUGUCCAAAAAGGCACAUUAUAAUGCAAUAUUCGAGAAAAGAAAGUUGUUAGCUGUUUAGCUCAAUGCUAACCCCCCUACCCCCGGUAGACUGUUUCUAAAUUAUGGAAAUUUUGUGGAAGACGUUGACUUGGAUGUUGAGCCUUGUCAUGGCUGCUUCUGAAUUUCAAAGCAACAACAGAAUUUCUCAUAUUUCACAAGAGGAAUUCCUUUCGUACCUUGAGCACUACCAGCUCACGGUUCCUAUGCAAGUGGAUCAAAAUGGAGACUUCAUGAGCUAUACUGUGAAACACAACAGACACUUGCGACGGAAGAGAAGUAUAGAUCCUGUUGACCAAGAUAUCUCAGAAUCUAGGUUGUUUUACAAACUCUCUGCCUAUGGAAGGCACUUUUAUUUAAAUCUGACACUGAACACUCAUUUGGUGUCUAAACAUUUUACUGUAGAAUAUUGGGAUAAAGAUGGACCAGAAUGGAGACAUGAUUUUAUAGAUUAUUGCCAUUAUAUUGGAUACCUUCAGGAUCAACAUAGCACAACAAAUGUAGCUUUAAGUAAUUGUAAUGGCUUGCAUGGUGUUAUUACAACAGAAGAAGAACAGUACUUUAUUGAGCCACUGAAGAAUAUAGGAUCACAGAAUGCCAGUAGUUUAAGAUUUGAAGAAGGACAGCCACAUGUUAUUUAUAAAAAAUCUUCUGUCCCAUACCAAUUGAAGAAUGAUGAAUCCAACUGUGGAGUUACAGAUCUUACAAGACAUCCAGAUCCACUGUGGAUGAAACAACAUUCAACCAAUACCAUUUCUUCAACGUUCAACUCUUCCAGUUUGUUCCGUCGCCAUAAGAGAUCAGUUAGUUCAGAGCGCUUUGUGGAAACUUUAGUUGUUGCUGACAAAAUGAUGGUUGGGUACCAUGGCCGCAAGGACAUUGAACACUACAUUUUAUCUGUAAUGAAUAUUGUUGCCAAACUUUACCAUGAUUCCAGUCUAGGAAAUGUUGUGAACAUUAUAGUGACUCGCCUGAUAAUUCUAACAGAGGACCAGCCAAACCUGGAGAUAAACCAUCAUGCAGACAAAUCCCUUGACAGCUUCUGCAAGUGGCAGAAAUCUAUCCUCUCUCAUCAAAGUGAUGGAAACACCAUUCCAGAAAAUGGGAUUGCUCACCAUGAUAAUGCUGUUUUAAUUACUAGAUAUGACAUCUGCACAUACAAAAAUAAACCCUGUGGAACUCUAGGCUUGGCCUCUGUGGCAGGAAUGUGUGAGCCUGAGAGAAGCUGUAGUAUUAAUGAAGACAUUGGGCUGGGCUCAGCUUUCACAAUUGCUCAUGAAAUCGGUCACAAUUUUGGCAUGAACCACGAUGGAAUUGGAAACUCCUGUGGGACUAAAGGUCACGAAGCAGCAAAACUGAUGGCGGCUCAUAUUACAGCUAAUACCAAUCCCUUUUCCUGGUCAGCCUGCAGCAAAGACUAUAUUACCAGUUUCCUUGAUUCAGGUCGUGGGACAUGCUUAGACAAUGAACCACCAAAGCGGGACUUCUUCUACCCUACUAUAGCUCCAGGGCAAGUCUAUGAUGCUGAUGAACAGUGUAGGUUCCAGUAUGGGGCAACGUCUCGACAAUGUAAAUAUGGGGAAGUGUGUAGAGAGCUCUGGUGUCUCAGCAAAAGUAACCGCUGUGUCACCAACAGCAUCCCUGCUGCAGAGGGAACUUUGUGCCAGACUGGAAGCAUAGAAAAAGGGUGGUGCUAUCAGGGAGAAUGUGUUCCUUUUGGCACAUGGCCUCAGAGUGUGGAUGGUGGCUGGGGACCAUGGUCACUAUGGGGCGAGUGCAGCCGGACAUGUGGGGGUGGAGUGUCAUCCUCAAUUAGACACUGUGACAGUCCAGCGCCUUCUGGUGGAGGAAAGUACUGUCUUGGAGAGAGAAAACGUUACCGCUCCUGUAAUACUGAUUCUUGUCCAACAGGAGCUCGUGAUUUUCGGGAAAAGCAGUGUGCAGAUUUUGACAACAUGCCUUUUCGUGGGAAGUAUUACAACUGGAAACCAUACACUGGAGGUGGAGUUAAACCCUGUGCUUUAAACUGCCUGGCUGAAGGCUACAACUUCUACACAGAACGAGCUCCAGCUGUUAUUGAUGGAACACGCUGCCAUGCUGACUCUCUAGAUAUCUGCAUAAAUGGAGAAUGCAAGCAUGUAGGCUGUGAUAACAUCUUGGGCUCUGAUGCAAAAGAAGAUCGUUGCCGUGUAUGUGGGGGUGAUGGCAGCACGUGUGAAGCAAUUGAAGGCCUCUUUAAUGACUCUCUGCCGAGGGGAGGUUAUAUGGAGGUGGUUCAGAUUCCAAAAGGGUCUGUACAUAUUGAAAUUAGAGAAGUGGCCAUGUCAAAAAAUUACAUUGCCUUAAAAUCUGAAGAAGAUGACUACUAUAUCAAUGGUGCCUGGACCAUCGAUUGGCCAAGAAAAUUUGAUGUAGCUGGAACAGCUUUCCACUAUAAGAGACCAACAGAUGAACCAGAAUCUUUGGAAGCUUUGGGUGCUACAACAGAAAAUCUUGUUGUUAUGGUCCUACUUCAAGAACAGAAUCUGGGAAUUAAGUACAAAUUUAAUGUUCCAAUCAUUCGUACUGGUAGUGGAGACAAUGAAGUAGGAUUUGUUUGGCAUCACAUGCCCUGGUCUGAAUGUUCUGCAACAUGUGCUGGAGGUUCCCAAAAACAAGAGCUAGUGUGUAAAAGAUUGGAUGACAACUCAGUUGUGCAGAAUAGCUAUUGUGACCCAGACAGUAAACCCCCAGAAAACCAACGGACCUGCAAUACUGAGCCCUGUCCGCCAGAGUGGUUUAUCGGUGACUGGACAGAAUGCAGCAAAACAUGUGAUGGGGGAACACGCUCUAGAACUGUACUUUGUAUCAGAAGAAUUGGGCCAGCAGAAGAGGAAACUUUAGAAGACAGUCACUGCCUGACGCAUCGACCAAUAGAAAAAGAGGCUUGCAACAAUCAGUCUUGUCCACCUCAGUGGGUAGCCUUGGACUGGUCAGAGUGUACACCAAAAUGUGGUCAAGGUUUUAAGCAUCGCAUUGUCCUGUGCAAAAGUAGUGACCUCAGCAAGAACUUUCCACUUAACCAGUGUCCAGAGGGUAGUAAACCACCUGUGAGGAUUCGUUGUACACUUGGCCGUUGUCCACCUCCUCGUUGGGUUACUGGAGAAUGGGGUUUGUGCUCAGCACAGUGUGGAUUGGGUCAACAGAUGCGCACUGUACAGUGCCUCUCCUAUACUGGACAAACCUCAAAUGAAUGUGCUGAAAAUCUUCGCCCAUUGACAAUGCAGCAGUGUGAGAGCAAAUGUGAUGCCACUCCUAUCUCCAACACAGAAGAAUGCAAAGAUGUGAAUAAAGUAGCUUACUGCCCACUGGUGCUGAAGUUUAAAUUUUGCAGCCGAACCUACUUUAGGCAGAUGUGUUGUAAAACCUGUCAAGGCCACUGAACCACAGACAUAAGGAGAGACAGAGAAACUGUAUGCGACAUCCUCAUCAUUUUCAUUACUAUUAUUAAAACCAGAGAAAAUGACAGCAAACUCUGAAUAUGCUUUUUAUCCUGUGGAAGUUUCAACCACUGGUCAGCACCUGCUGAUGAGAUUUCAACUUUAUUUUACUUCUGUGAAGUGGGAAUUUAGAUUUUUCUGUUUUUUUAAUCCAAAGUGCUGGACACAUCACAUUGAGAAGGUAUGCAAAAGAAAAUGAACAUCUAUAUCACAAUACAAGCAACCAAUAAAUGUACAGUAUUUCUUUUUUUAAAUUGUUACCAACAGCAUGGUGAUAUGUUGUGCAUGGAACAGGUUUGAUUGUAGAUCUCACUAAUGCAUACAUUUCCACUGUUUGUAUGUAUAUGCAUGCAUACAUGUGUAUCUAAAGUAACUCUGCCUGUGGGCUAUGAGAUAUAUAUAUAUAUAUAAAUAUAUAUAUAUAUAUAUACACACACACACACACACACACAGUAUUGUAUAUUUGUAUGGUGCUAUAUCAACAUAUAUUUCCCUCAGUACAGGAAAUCUGCCUUUCCCGCAGUUGAGUUUAAAGGUAGAAACAACCAAAUUACUCAGUUUUUCUUUUGGUGGACAGCUGUGUAACAGUGUGAUCAAAGGCCUAGAAGACAAUUCUGUGUGUUGCAGGAAGUUGAAAUUGUAUAAAGUUAUUAACCAUGACAUUCCAUCCACUUUCCAAUUUACCACUUUUGCAAUGAAAUCUGUAAGGAAAAGUAAUGUGUAAAGUGAAAAGAAAGCAGUAGUUAUAUAGUAUGUACUUGGACUGUAUUUUUUUAUUAUGGCUCACUGUUUUAUUUGGCAUGCCCAAACACAAAUGCUUAUAUCAGAACAUGCAUAACAACUCUCAUCAUUUGUUAAUGCAGGUCCCUACUGUUUAGUGGAGACAAAAGAAAUAAGUGAAUAACUUACAUAUGGAAAACAGCCUACAAAAGUGGGUGGAUCUUGCUGUUAUAGGCAGUCCAAUUGUGCGUUAGCAUAAUGAAUGCCCAUGGCUAGAAUUACAGUAUGUCACAAUGGAUUUCCUUCUGUUAAUGUCAAAACUUUUAAAGUCAUUCUAACUGUACUGCUUUUUGAAUAGGAGACCGCCAUGCUAGAUCCACACUGAAAACCAAAGGUAUAGAUAGACUUCCUGUGUGUUUACAUAGGACACAUUAUAGAUGAAUAUUGAAAUUUAAAAAGGCAAAAAUAAAAAAAAAAAACUCAGAAGACAAAAUUCUAAAAGACAAUAGGUUGGAUCAUGUCAAUAAAGAGAAAAGAAGUAAAAUAAAAAAAAUGGAAUGCUAUGGUGAAAAUCAAAAUGAAACAAGACACUUGCACAUAAUUUUUAAUUGCAAAACUGCAAUGUAAUGUAUGUACAUAUGCAUAUAUAUAUAUAUAUAACUAUACUGUAGUUUAAAAAUCAUUAACAAAGAACAAUCAUAUUGUAAUAUUUGUGAAACUGAAGUCCUUGUUCCUGCAUAAAAAGGUGAUUGAAGAUAAUAAAUCACACCACAAAUGAAAAUAAAUUAACAUAAAAAGAAUGCUUAUUGGAAAUGAAAUGAUUUGAAACAGGUACUUGGUGAAUGUGCAUUUAUUGUUAAGAUGUGCCUUUUUUUGUGCAAUGUUAGUAAGAAUAAAAAUUGCAGAAGUAAUGGCACUUUAAAACAUAAAGUUCCUGAGUAUACAUGAGUUACAGUAUGUAUACCAAAGGCUAAUAAUCAUAAUUUGAAUAGUUAUUGUUUUGAGGCAUCUUCUAAAAAUUAAAACUGUCAAUAAUAAAAAUGCAAUUUCUUUCAGCAUCAAAUGUGAAUAAGAAAGGAUAUGAAAUCCUGUCUCAAGAAAGGGAUACAAGUAUUUUUGUGUAUGUAUACCUAGUGUUAAAGUGCUGACAUUUCAGAAGUUUACAGCAUUUCGGCUCACAAUUAAGAAACUUUGUCCAUAAAUGCAUUUUAUUGUAGACUUACUGUCAGCAAUUUAAAGCUGCUGAUCCAGCUGAUGCUGGAUCACUGAAUCAGGAUCUUGACCAUGCAGACUAAUGCAUCAUAUAUGAAAAUUGAAAUAUGUACCUAGUGAACAAUAUGCUGACAUUGGUGUGGUUCUACAACUGUGCAAUUACUGUUCAUUACACAUUAUAAUAAUUGUUUAUGUUGUAUUUUACUAAAAUAUUUAAAUUGUCAAUGUCAAGAAAUGUCAUCAUCAUUCUUCUUUGUUAACUUACUUCAUUGUAGAUUAGGAUAUUGUGAAGGGCACAUCUCUGAUGUUUGAGCCCCUUUGUAUGCCUCUGUGUUUAUCAACUCAAUUCUUGUGUCUCAUUGUCCAAAUUAUGUGCAUACUCACUCUUUUGCUGCUACCUCUUGAAAGCUUGUUUUAUUGUGGAACCUUGUAAUUAUAACAGGAGCAGAGCCGCUGGCAUUGGUAUAUCCAAUGUAUGCUUCAUGGUGCUCAAUAUAAAUUGCUGAUUUCAACAGCACGUUUAAUUUUCUAAAUAAGACAAAGUUGGUAGAAUUGGUUGAAAUAUAGGGUUAUUGAAUUCCAGGACUUAUUAUUUCUUAUUAGUUUUUAAAAUUUACAGAAAUGUGUCUCCAGGCAUAUGGGGUUCGUCGCUCCAUUUGUCAAAAAAAUGACAGGCUUCUAUUACCUCAUAGUUGGUAUUGAUAUAGUAAUGGCCUGAUUCCAUUUUUUUCUUGUCUCUUUGAAUGGUGCUAUCACAGAUAUCAUGAACUUGCCCUUAGAGGUAACUCAACAUAGAACUGGACACAUGUUGAUUAUAAAUGGGACCGAAUGCACAUAGAAGGGACCAUUUCUCAUAAAUUUAAUUUUACAUUCAGAAUGAUUUGUUAUUGCUGCUGCUGCUUUGAAGUCACAGUAAAAAUCUCUGCAAUAUCUUUUGAUUAGUGGCUUAGUAUUCAAGCAACAAUGGACAUUGUGGACCAGUUCAAGAUACAAGCUAAGACCCCCUUAUACACACAAAGCUUGCAUAAGGCUUCAAUAGCAAUUUCCUUGGUGUGUAACUAUGAAGCCUGGGAAGAGGGCCUUUCUCCAAAUUUUCAUGUGGAUGUGCAUUUAUGGUUGUGCAUCCAGUUAUUGACUUAACUUCAUGAAUGUGUCAAAAGAUACCCUUACUUUACGGUACAAAAAUACUUUUGUAUUAUUGUGAUUAAUUCUUUGUAUUUUAUAUUCAGUAUUAAUGUUAAUACACACUGUUACUAAAUAUUUUUUCCAUGUGUAAAUUAUAUGCUAAUUUAUUGCAAUGUUUUAUGAAAUAUGUAUUUCACUGCAGACAAAUGGAGUUUAGGGUAGCUAAUGCAGUGACUUUCACAAAGACCUGUUUUAACAUAGUCUAAAUAGAACCACAAAAAAUUCAGUUUGUUAUAUAUUGUUUAUAUUUAAUUUGUCUCAUUAUUAAUGAAUGGUGGUAUUUAAAAGUCUGAAAAGCCCUAAUUUAACAAAUUAAGAGUGGUCGCAUUUGUCACUGUUUUUUUUUUCAGUAAACUAAACAGAAUCCAGAAUGGUUCACAAAUUAAAUAAUGGAACUGUAGAUGUUAUGCAUGAUAUGUUUUAUCAGUAGUGUAUAUAUUUACUCCAUGUAUAUAUACUACAAGUAAAUACAAAUGUGUUUUAAGGUAUGGAAUAUGAAUGAUGGUCAA
Molecule: messenger RNA, 7822 nt
Organism: Polypterus senegalus (gray bichir)
Lineage: Eukaryota; Metazoa; Chordata; Cladistia; Polypteriformes; Polypteridae
Gene: adamts6
Product: ADAM metallopeptidase with thrombospondin type 1 motif, 6
Exons: 25
Coding region: 783-4139 (1118 amino acids)
Biological process (GO): proteolysis; extracellular matrix organization
Cellular component (GO): extracellular matrix
Molecular function (GO): metalloendopeptidase activity
Source: RefSeq, a predicted model, not a curated record